UUUAAAACUAUAAACCAUUUAGGGAUUUGAGGAGGUGUUAGUCUCCGCCCAUGUAUAUAUAUAUUUUCUCUCCCAAGAAAUCUCCAAAUUGAUACAUACAUAUACAUAUAGAGAGAGAAAAUCAAGAGAGAGAGAUGCAAGAGGAGGGUGUGGGAAGCAUGAUGGGCGGUAAUAUGGUCGCCGCCGCCGGAGGAGGGCUGAGCGAUGUCUCUCCGGCGGUCUCCGGCGAGUUGCACCACCAGGUGAAGGCGGAGAUGGCGGCGCACCCUUUGUACGAGCAGCUACUAUUGGCCCACGUGGCGUGCCUGCGCGUGGCCACGCCGAUCGAUCAGCUGCCGUUGAUCGACGCGCAGCUCGCUCAGUCGCACAACAUCAUCCGCUCCUACGCCGCCGCCGCCGCCGCCGCGCCGCCGAUGUCGCCGCCGGAAAGGCAAGACCUAGACAACUUCCUGGCACAGUAUUUGGUAGUUCUGUGGUCGUUGAGAGACCAGCUGCAGCAACACGUCAGAGUCCACGCUGUCGAGGCUGUCAUGGCCUGCCGUGAAAUCGAACACAAUUUACACUCUCUCACAGGAGCGACGCUAGGUGAAGGAAGUGGAGCGACUAUGUCGGAUGACGAGGAUGAGAUACAAAUAGACUUCUCCUUGGAUCAAUCGGGCGUCGAUGGUCAUGACAUCAUGGGAUUCGGACCAUUGAUCCCGACAGAAUCGGAGAGGACUUUAAUGGAGAGAGUGAGACAAGAACUUAAACUCGAGCUCAAACAGGGUUUCAAGUCAAGAAUCGAAGAUGUAAGAGAGGAAAUUCUUCGGAAAAGAAGAGCCGGGAAGUUACCCGGCGACACGACAACGGUGUUGAAGAAUUGGUGGCAACAACAUUCUAAGUGGCCGUACCCGACGGAAGAUGAUAAGGCGAAGCUUGUCGAGCAAACGGGGCUGCAGCUGAAGCAAAUAAACAACUGGUUCAUAAACCAACGCAAGCGCAAUUGGCACAGCAAUUCCCAGUCGGCGACAUCUCUAAAGUCCAAACGCAAGCGAUAAAUAAUUAGAGAGAUCUAUUGAAUGUGUACGUUAGGUUAACUUGAAGAUCAUGAUGAUCUAAAUCGAAAUAGAUUUAAUUUUUGGUGUGAAACUAAUGGCUCGAUCGGGUUUAAGUUUUAGCGCGACGAAAUGAAUGCAUGAAUGAAUUAAUGUGUGUAUAUAUAUAUAUGAAUGUUCGUGUAGAAAACCUCUUGGUUGAUCUAAUUUGUGUUGUUUUUGAAAAUUUGUGCAAUUAUG
This is a messenger RNA of Andrographis paniculata, 1274 nucleotides long. RefSeq names its product homeobox protein HD1-like. Gene Ontology annotation, cellular component: nucleus. The coding region runs from base 135 to 1037 and encodes 300 amino acids. Gene Ontology annotation, biological process: regulation of DNA-templated transcription. The record is from RefSeq and is a predicted model, not a curated record. The transcript has 5 exons. Gene Ontology annotation, molecular function: DNA binding. Lineage: Eukaryota; Viridiplantae; Streptophyta; Magnoliopsida; Lamiales; Acanthaceae.